This is a messenger RNA of Jaminaea rosea, 2074 nucleotides long. Its product is annotated as ENTH-domain-containing protein. The transcript has 5 exons. The record is from RefSeq and is a predicted model, not a curated record. Gene Ontology annotation, cellular component: endosome; plasma membrane; clathrin vesicle coat. NCBI's taxonomy places the organism in Eukaryota, Fungi, Basidiomycota, Exobasidiomycetes, Microstromatales. The coding region runs from base 141 to 1652 and encodes 503 amino acids. Gene Ontology annotation, biological process: endocytosis; Golgi to endosome transport. Gene Ontology annotation, molecular function: clathrin binding; phospholipid binding.
AUCACAUCACACAAAGCUGCGAUCAUGGACCUCGACGAUCUGUGAGCUCCACAGCAGGCUCCAGGACCAUUUCGACACAAUGAUAGCUGACCGCCCACUCCUUCCAUCACAACCUUUGCCUCUUCGUCGUGCACAUCGCCAUGUCCCCCUGGCAAUCUCACUGCCCAUCUCCACCACCGCUGCCACCUUGGCUACGCCCACGCCUCGCCUCUGCCUCCCUCCCCAACCUCAGCGGCAACAAGAUUGCCAAUCUGACCUUCUACGACAUCAAGUCAGCCUGGACUCAAGCAAAGAAUUACGCUCUCAAUAUCUCCGAGAUCGAGGCCAAAGUCAACGAGGCCACCAAUGACGACCCUUGGGGCGCCUCGUCCACGUUGAUGCAGGAGAUUGCAGGUGCCACCCACAACUUCCAGGACUUCAACGAGAUCAUGCCGUGCAUCUUUCGCAACUUCAUGGAGAGAGAGGCAAGGGAAUGGCGUCAGAUCUACAAGUCGCUUCAACUCCUUGAGUACAUCACCAAGCACGGCUCAGAACGCGUAGUCGACGACGCACGCGCUCACCUGGGCACGAUCAAGAUCUUGCGCAACUUCCACUACAUCGAUGAGGCGGGCAAGGAUCAGGGGCUCAAUGUCCGCAAUCGAGCGAAAGAGCUCGCCGACCUCCUCUCCGACGUAGACCGCAUUCGCCAAGAGCGUCGCAAAGCUCGCUCCAACCGCCAAAAGUACCAAGGUGUGAGCAACUCGGACUUCGUUCCGGGCUCUGGACAAGGUCGAUACGGUGGCUUCAGCAGUGAGAGCUACCAUGCUGGUGGGGUUGGAGGGAGCAGUAGCGGUGGUGGUGGAGGGGGAGGAGAAGGGGCAAGGGAGAGCUUCGACGAGUACGAUGCGGGAGAUGAUGAGGACGGUGCCGCAGCCAGCAAGCCGCCUCCAAGCGCUAGAGCUUCAACUUCUUCGCGAAGGACUGGGAGCGCUCCUGCGCCUCCAUCGAAGGGCAAGAAGCAGGCAGAGGCCAAGGUGGCAGACCUCUUCUCCUUCGAUGAUGAGGAGGCUGCUGCCCCUGCUGCUCCUGCGGCAAGUGGAUCGGGGGACGCGUUUGGCGACGACUUUGACGAUUUCCAGGCUGCGCCUAGUGGCAGCGGUAAGGCUCCUGCAGCUACCCCGGCCGCUCCAGCCGCCAAAGCUCCAGCAGCAUCGUCGAACGGCAACAAAGGCGGCAACAACGUUUUCGACUUCCUCGGCGGGGAUGACUUCGGCUCUGCGCCAUCGGCAGCCCCUCAACAGCAACGCGCGCAACCCUCCUCGGCCCUCUCGCCACCGAUGCGCCCAGCCAUGUCUUCCAACCCCUCCGCUUCCUCUCUCGGUGGCAGCUCUGUCCUCUCACCCCAGCAGCGAAGCUCAACCGCUUCUUCCGCGACGUCAGCAUCCACGGCCUCCAAGCCCUCUGGUGGUCUCUCAGGCUUUGACGACCUCUGGUCAUCUUCGAACAGCGGUAGCUCUACUCGUGCGGGAGCGACAGGGAAGAAGACGAUGGCUGAUUUGGCCAAGGAGCAGAGUGGAAUGGGAGUGUGGGGUGGUGGCGGUAGCAAGCCGCCAAUGGGUGGUCAGGCGGGAGGGGCAAGUCAGAAGAAGCAGGACCUUUUCGACCUCCUCUAAGGCCGCGGUGCGAGCUGACCGCCGACUGUGACAUUAUCUUUCUUACACCUACUAGUGUCGCUACAAUCAAGUGCUUGCUGCUGCUGACUCCUUUGCGCUCGACCCACCUCUGCCUCCACGCUUGCGGCGCUUUUUUCUGGACGGGCCGUCCUCGUCGACUCCUCUAUCCUCCUCCUUCUCCUUCGCUUGACCGUUCAUCUUGGUCGACCCCUUGCUAUUCGUCCUGGCCGUAACUCGCUUCUCCUCCCCUCUGACAUCCUCCUUGGCAGGCCCAUCCAUCUGCUUCGCCGGCGCCCGCGCCUGCUCCUGUUGCUGCUCCUGUUCCUGUUCCUCCAACUUCCUCUUCUUGAGCCUGUUGGCCUCGGUUCUCUCCUCGAUCUCUCUCGUUCUCCUCUCCUUCUCCCGCUUCUCUUCUUCGAGGA